Molecule: messenger RNA, 706 nt
Organism: Calliphora vicina (urban bluebottle blowfly)
Lineage: Eukaryota; Metazoa; Arthropoda; Insecta; Diptera; Calliphoridae
Product: U6 snRNA-associated Sm-like protein LSm4
Exons: 4
Coding region: 106-564 (152 amino acids)
Biological process (GO): P-body assembly; nuclear-transcribed mRNA catabolic process; mRNA splicing, via spliceosome
Cellular component (GO): P-body; spliceosomal tri-snRNP complex; U6 snRNP
Molecular function (GO): U6 snRNA binding
Source: RefSeq, a predicted model, not a curated record
CAUUGUUCAACUAACACACUUUUACAACUCUGGUUAUUUGACACAUUCGGAUUGCAACUUACAAAAUUUGUUUAUUUCUAUUUUACGAGGAGACUAAACGCUAAAAUGUUACCGCUUUCACUCCUUAAAACUGCCCAGAGUCACCCAAUGCUUGUGGAACUAAAAAAUGGUGAAACAUAUAAUGGGCAUUUGGUCAGUUGUGAUUCAUGGAUGAAUAUUAAUUUACGUGAUGUUAUUUGUACCUCAAAGGACGGCGAUCGGUUCUGGCGUAUGCCCGAGUGUUAUAUACGUGGCAGUACAAUUAAAUACCUCCGUAUUCCAGAUGAAGUAAUUGAUAUGGUAAAAGAAGAUGCUCAAGCUAAAUCAAGAAAUCGUGCUGAAAUGAAUAAAGGUCGAGGAGGUGGCCAAGGUGGUGCACAGAAUCCAAAUCAACGUGUGCGUGGUGUUAAUAGAAGUAAUUUCAACAAUAGAGCUCCACAAGGAAUAACUACAGGCAAUACCGCUCUCAGACAGAAUACACAAAAUAAUCGAUCUGUUACACAGCCAAACAAAUUAAGAAAAUAAUGUAUCAACUAUAAAAUAUAUAAAAGUUUAACUUUAUACAUGUAUAAUUUUUAAAUUAAUAUUACUAUUAUAGGCUGUUAACUGUUCUCACAUUUAACCGAAAUUAAGAUCUAGACAGGAAUAAAUUAUUUUUUACAAUUAA